CAAAAUCAUCUAUGACAACAAUUACACGGUGUUUGACAAACAAAAUUUCAGCGUACGACGGCCUUAUAGCGUAUUAAAAAUGUCAGUGCCACCGAAGUUUGCAGGCACUGGACUAGAAGAAGUGAAUAUUCCAGGACAGGCAUACCUCAGGGAGGCGCUCACAUCAUGCACCGAUCCUCUGAAGGCGAUUGAAAGUUUUCAGCUGGAAAAUGGGGUACUAUUGCCGUCUUUGCGCCCGAUGUUGCCGUUGCUGGACUUGCAUGGCGUGCGUCGCUUAGACUUUCAUACAUCGCUUAUGGAGGAGUUGCGUGAAAAACUAAUUGCACACAUAAACGAGUUAGGUCAGAAAGACCCACGGGAACGUGAUAAAAAACUGAAGGAACUACUGGUAAAAAGUUUUCCAGUUGUUCGAGUUAAAGCGCUUCGACCAGUAGUUAUGGCCAUUUUACGCAAUACUCAACACAUUGAUGACAAAUAUUUGCGUAUUUUGGUACGCGAUCGAGAAUUGUAUUCAGAUACUGAUACGGAAGUGAAAAGACAAAUUUGGCGCGAUAAUCAGUCGCUGUUUGGUGACGAAGUUUCACCACUUUUAUCACAGUACAUCCGUGAAAAGGAGCAUGUGCUAUUCGAUCAUACAAAUCUAAACAACCUCUUUUUUCAUCCAUCACCAAAAGUGCGGCGUCAGGGAGAGGUGGUUCAAAAGUUGGCGAAUAUGAUAGGUCAAAGUGUCAAGCUGUACGACAUGGUGCUGCAGUUUUUACGUACUCUAUUUUUGCGCACCCGCAACGUUCACUAUUGUACACUUCGCGCCGAAUUGUUGAUGGCGUUGCACGAUUUGGAAGUGCAGGAAAUAAUUUCAGUUGAUCCAUGUCAUAAAUUUACUUGGUGUUUGGACGCUUGUAUUCGUGAAAAGAAUGUAGACAUAAAAAGAUCUCGUGAACUGCAGGGAUUUCUAGAUAACAUAAAGCGUGGGCAAGAACAAGUUUUGGGUGAUUUAUCUAUGACUUUAUGCGACCCAUACGCUAUAAAUUUCCUCGCUACAUCAGCAAUAAAGAUUUUACAACAUUUGAUCAACAACGAGGGACUACCUCGAGAUAAUACCAUUCUAAUUUUAUUAUUACGUAUGCUCGCGUUGGGCUUGAGUGCGUGGGUGAUGAUCGAUUCGCAAGAUUUCAAAGAACCAAAACUUGAUUGCCAGGUUGUAACGAAAUUUCUGCCGGCCCUAAUGUCACUUAUGGUGGACGAUCAAUGUCGCAGUUUGCAUUCGAAGCUACCUCCAGACGAACGCGAAUCAGCGCUUUGUACGAUUGAGCACUCUGGACCAGCACCAGAUGCUGUCGAGGCAUAUAUCCAGGAAAGCUCAGUUGCCAGUAUUUUGGCCAUGUACUAUACCUUACACACGGCGCGCUUGAAGGAUCGAGUUGGAGUAUUACGUGUUUUGGCGAUAUUGUCGGCUUGCAAGGACGAUCGCGCAUACGAGGAUCCAUUUCUACAUUCACUUAUCGCUUUGCUAAUUCCAAUGGCAGAUGAAUUUUCAACUGAAGAUUUUUGUACUACACUCUUCGAUGAGUUCCUUUUCGCCGGGCUAACUCGUGAUAAUGUCACGAGGCAUAUGCUAAAGUUACUGUGGUAUGUGCACAAUAAAUUGCCGCCGGGGAGAUUGGCCACCCUUAUGAAGGCUAUACAACCCACAACUGGCCAUAACGAGACAGUUCACAAAUUGUAUGAGACACUGCAGGAACGAAUCGGCGCGACUAUACAUGAAGGUCCCAUGCCAGAGCAACAAGAAAUAGAUUUUGAUUCACCACUAAAAAGCGUACCCACUCCUGGUCCAGCGUAUAUGCAGUAGUGAAUACAAAAUGAGAAAAACAGAUAUAAUGCGCAUUUAUUGUUUGCGUUUGUAAUCCCUUUUAUAUUAUAAAUAUUUUUAAAAACCUACAUACAAUAAAACUGUGUACACGACGUAUUCGUGGAAAAGCAAUUUUAGCAUGAUUUUAA
This is a messenger RNA of Anastrepha ludens (Mexican fruit fly), 1998 nucleotides long. RefSeq names its product negative elongation factor B (gene NELF-B). Gene Ontology annotation, cellular component: NELF complex; nucleus. The coding region runs from base 80 to 1849 and encodes 589 amino acids. Gene Ontology annotation, biological process: negative regulation of transcription elongation by RNA polymerase II. Lineage: Eukaryota; Metazoa; Arthropoda; Insecta; Diptera; Tephritidae. The record is from RefSeq and is a predicted model, not a curated record. The transcript is spliced from 5 exons.